Molecule: messenger RNA, 1008 nt
Organism: Fonsecaea nubica
Lineage: Eukaryota; Fungi; Ascomycota; Eurotiomycetes; Chaetothyriales; Herpotrichiellaceae
Exons: 1
Coding region: 1-1008 (335 amino acids)
Biological process (GO): spindle assembly
Cellular component (GO): cytosol; HAUS complex
Source: RefSeq, a predicted model, not a curated record
AUGCAGGCAUCACCGUCCAAAGCCCGCGCGCAGGCACUCGCGUCGCACUCCUGGUCAAUUGUGAGCGGGUGGCUCGCGAGGCUGUACCAUCCGUCGCCCGUGCCGGCAUUUGAACGCAACGCUGCGACGCUCCAGGCCUUGCAGAGUCUUAUGGCGGAGAACAUUGCCGCGGAUCGAGUACGGGAAUUACUGUUUGAGGCAAAGGUGGAGGAAUUGGAGGCAGCGGAGAAGGAGGAGGAACGACGAACGACGGGCAUCGGGAGUCAUCACGACGCGAUCGCAAUCAUGUCCUUGCUCGAGACGUCGCUGGCGCCGGCCGCGACGGCGGCGCUGGAGUCUCUCGCCAGCUCGGUCGUCGUUUUAGGGCGCGCCUCUCCGUCGACGUCGACAAGCGCCAGUGUCGUUGGAGAUCUGCCCUCUCGGAUCGUCAACAUCCCUCGCCAGACCUUCGCCCAGGAAUCCCAACUCUCAGCGAUCGAAACCCUCACAGCGGAUCUACAGACCCAAGUCACUCGGACAAAACGAGACCUGGCCGCCUUCUUCCCCGAAAGGACACCUCCCACUUCAGCCCGUGCGCAGGACGACGACCCGACCUCACCGAGCACGCCGUCUUCAUCACCGACCCAACAGCACCUCCGCACGACGACGAGGACGACGGAUUCCUCACACCUCCAUAGCCUGACGCUCCAGCACCAGCGCGAGACGAAACAACUCACCCUCAAAUCCGCCGAGUACCGAUCCCGCAUCGACGCGCUCGAGAACCACCUCGCCGCACUCACUCGUUCCGGCUCCCACUCCAGUCCUUCAUCGACCGACCCCACCGUCCUCGCAGCGAAACAGCGCUCGCUGGCCGCCAAGAAGAAGAAGCUCGACGCGCUGCACGACCGCAUUCGACAGUUCCACGGCCUGCCGCCCGACAUCGAGGUGUCGCGCGCCGAGGUGCGCCGGGCCGAGGGGGCCCUGGACCGGCUGAGGAGACGGAGGGACGACUUGUUUGAGGCGUUGUAG